AAACAGAAGGAACCCUAGACGGAAGAAGGGGCGGCGAGGAAGAGAGGGGGCGAGAAAGGAAGGCCGAGAGAGAGGGAGAGCAGAGAGGUUGAGCGAAGAGAAGACGGGCAGCACGAUUCAAGGGGGAUUAGAAGGAGGAAUCCUUGUCAGGAAUCCGCGGGGGCGACAAGGGUCCGGAGAAGGAUCACUGUUGUAGACGAACGUUCAGGCGGAAGCAAGAGAAAAUGAAGGUAAUCGCUGCCUAUUUGCUUGCUGUAUUGGGAGGCAACGCAUGCCCCACGGCUGAAGACAUCAAAGCCAUUCUCGGAUCGGUUGGGGCUGAAGCUGAAGAUGAAAGAAUUGAGCUUCUUCUCUCCCAGGUUCAUGGUAAGGAUAUAGUAGAGCUAAUUGCAGCUGGAAGGGAGAAAUUGGCUUCUGUGCCAUGUGGCGGUGGCGGUGGUGCUGCAGUUGCCGCAGCUCCUUCAGCUGGUGGUGCUGCAGCCACACCUGCUGCUGAGGAAAAGAAAGAAGAGAAGAAAGAGGAGAAAGAGGAAUCUGAUGAUGACAUGGGUUUCAGUCUGUUUGACUAAGAAGUUGCAUUGCUUAUUGAUCACCUCUCAAAUGCAGUGAGCAUGUGUUAAUUUGAGGUUUAAAAGUCUGUAGUUGGUCCUGAAUUUUAAUUUUCUUUUUGAACUGUUGAAGUUUUGUUUAGAUAAUGAAGUGAGUUCAACAUUGGAGCAUAUUUUGUUGCUGGAUUUUGUCUCUUGCUUGUUAUAGGCUUGUUCUUAAAUAUCAUAUAGAUGUUGAUUUUGUAGUUGCCAAA
This is a messenger RNA of Carica papaya (papaya), 802 nucleotides long. Its product is annotated as large ribosomal subunit protein P2-like. Gene Ontology annotation, biological process: cytoplasmic translational elongation. Gene Ontology annotation, molecular function: structural constituent of ribosome. NCBI's taxonomy places the organism in Eukaryota, Viridiplantae, Streptophyta, Magnoliopsida, Brassicales, Caricaceae. Gene Ontology annotation, cellular component: cytosolic large ribosomal subunit; ribosome. The record is from RefSeq and is a predicted model, not a curated record.